AUGAUCACUUCCCAAUGCGCCUGGCUAGUCCUAGGAAUUAUAAUCCAAGCCCUGAUCAUAUUCUUCCUGAUUCAAGAUUCGGCUUUGUCCCAUCCUAUAUUGCUAUCGAAAAGAUUGCUAAGUUUUAGUGAAAAAAAAUGCGAAAAUGGCAAGGUUUUUAUUUAUGAUCUUCCUCCUACAUUCAACAAACAGCUCCUUGAAAAUUGCCAUGACUUGGACCCUUGGAAAUCCCUGUGUCCGGCGGUUUCCAACGGCGGGUUCGGCCCGAAAGCCGCCAGCUAUCUCACCGGAGUCGUACCCGGAAAUAUUGCUCCGGCUUGGUACUGGACAGACAUGUACGCCGCCGAGGUAAUUUAUCAUCUCAGGAUGAUGAAUUAUGAAUGUCGGACGCUAAAACCCCUAGAGGCCACUGCAUUUUAUGUUCCAUUUUAUCCUGGAUUGGCAAUCGGGAAGUACUUGUUCUCCAAUUACACUGCAAAAGACCGCGAUCGCCACGGCGAAAUGUUGCUGGAUUGGAUCAAGGAACAGAGUUCUUGGAAGAAACGAAACGGGUCGGAUCAUUUCUUAGUGUUUGGUAGAUUAACGUGGGAUUUCCGUAGGUUGACGAAUCAGGAUUCCGAUUGGGGUUCCCGGUUUAUGUACAUGCCCGAGAUGCAAAAUGUAUUGAAAAUCAGUGCAGAAAGAAACACAUGGGAUGAGUUGGAAUUCAGUGUUCCAUAUCCAACAGCAUUCCAUCCAAGGUCAAAAUCUGAUUUGGCGGAAUGGCAGGGUUAUAUUCGAGCCAGGACCCGAAAAUGCUUGUUUAGCUUCGUGGGCGCGACCCGGAAGAAAAUCAGGAAUGAUUUCAGAGGUUUGUUGAUGGAAUUUUGCAAGAGUGAAUCUUCAUGCAGAGUGGUAGAUUGUUCGGCAACUAGGUGCUCGGAAGGAGAACCGGCGAUUUUAGAAACCUUCCUGGAUUCCGAUUUUUGUUUGCAGCCUAAAGGAGAUGGUUAUACUAGGAGAUCAUUCUUUGAUUGUUUGAUGGCAGGUUCGAUACCUGUGUUUUUCUGGGUGAAGAGCUUUAAGGGUCAGUAUGAGUGGCAUUUGCCUUCGAAACCUGAGAGUUAUUCAGUAUUUAUAGAUCAUAGAGAUGUUAGGCUUAAUGGCACAGUUAAUAUUAGAAAUAAGCUUGAGGGGUUUAGUCAAAUUCAGAUUAGGAAAAUGAGGGAAACUGUGAUUGAUCUUCUUCCAAGAAUCUUGUAUGCAGAGUCAUCAAAGAAUGGAUCAGGGGAUUUUAAGGAUGCUUUCGAUGUUACCAUUGAGAGUGUUUUGAAGAAAUUAGAGUUGGAUUCAAAGAAGAACCAAUCAAUAGGUUGAAGUGUAGACAUUGAAAUAUCAGUUAAGUGUUUUCUUUUCUUUCGUUUUUCCCCAUACCUCCAACUGAUGUUCCUUA
Oldenlandia corymbosa var. corymbosa is the source of this 1432-nucleotide messenger RNA. Lineage: Eukaryota; Viridiplantae; Streptophyta; Magnoliopsida; Gentianales; Rubiaceae. The record is from the annotation of a GenBank genome assembly.